AUCCAAUGAUAAAUGAUGCAGCUUUAUGUGGCGGUUGAUAAUGACAUCAAGACAUUGUAAACAUUUCUCAGUUUGCCAUAUAAAAAUCCCUUGAACCUCUGCAGACACAGACUGAUUCAAGCAAACACUCAGUUGCAAAGUAGUCCUAGUUUGGGAUUUCAUCAUUUGAAACAAUGGCAGUCUGGAAUGUUUACCUGUCUCUCUGCCUUCUCUUUGCUUUGAGUGGUGCAGAGGAAAUACAGCAUCGAAGAGCAGCCAGACACAUUUGUAGAAACUGUCCAGCUGAGUGGUCUGAAUAUAAAUGUAGAUGCUUCAAGUUUUUCAACACCCCAGUCACCUGGAUUGAAGCAGAGAAAACCUGUUUGUCUUCUGGUAGUAACCUUGCUUCUGUCACCGACCAUGAGGAGUACAUUUUUAUACAGAGCUUGAUCCGACGCCUGACUCAUAAUUCUCCAAGAACCUGGUUAGGAGGCAAUGAUGGAGUUUCUGAGAACUCAUGGCUUUGGAGUAAUGGUAAACAAAUGACUUUCAAACUUUGGGCCCCUGGAGAACCCAGUAAUUCUAGAGGUCAUGAGCACUGCCUUGAGAUGAACUUUGGAGAGACAAAGAACUGGAAUGAUUUGAACUGUUCUAACAAGAGGCCUUUUGUGUGUGGCAUAAACUGAACAUCAGCCUCACCUUUUGUCUCACUUUAAAUGUUAGACCAUUUAAAUGUUAACUGUUCAGAGGAGCUCAAUAUAUGUGAAGCAAAUCACAUAAAGUUUUUUUUUUUCUUCUUCUUCUUCUGAGAAUCUGUCUUGCAGCACAAAUAAGACAGGUAGGCUUGUUGCUUCAACCUGCAAGUAAGAUCGCCAAAUAUCUCAUGGCUAUCUAUCAAGCAGUGGUAGCAGUGUCACAGCAAACAGAAAAAACAAAAAACACAUUCUUAAGUAUUUUUGUCUUGUUUCCCAGUAAAAAUAUCUAAAUAUUCUUAAAACUUACAAAAUUGCAUAAGAUAUUUUGUCUUGUUUUCAAAUAAAUCUAACUAUAUUUAAUGAAGUUUGUGCUUAAAACAAGAAAAAACUAUUUGCCAAUAGGGUAAGAAACAUAUAUAUAUAUAUAUUAAAAGGCAGUUUAUUUUUCUAACCCCAUUGCCAUUUUUUUCUUCUUGUUUUAAGCAUAAAGUUUACUAAAUUUAAUCAGAUUUCUCUGAAAACAAGACUUUAUAUAAUGCUUAAUCUAACUAUAUGUAAUUUUGCUUGUCAAGUAAAUUGAUCAUGUUUUAUGAAUAUUUCAAUAUUUUUACUGGAAAACAAGGCAAAAAUAUUAAUUAAUGUGCAGUGUAAAUGUGACAUGUUCUUCCAUACUUCAUCAAAAAUUACUUUACAUGCAGUUUUGCUUCAUACUUCAUUUUAAUUGAGAGACUACAUGGAAUAUUUACACUUUAAAAAAAAAAUCUUUGUCAUAAAGCAGCAGCAUAAUUUAAAUUAACUGCAGAAAAGCUUAAAGGUGAUUGAACAUGCUGAAUAUCAAAUAUACUUACACUUUCACUUACACGUUCCUAGAAUUUUACCUCAAAUCUUUGCUGAAAAAAAGUUAAUGUCCAAGUAUUUUUGCCAUGUAAAUACUACCACAUUUAUAUAAAUAUUACAUAAAAAUCAGUGUUUGAAGUUGCAAAUAAAAUAUUUGCCAGUGUUAAACCGAAAUAGACUUUAUUCACGCUAGCGCCAUCUUUGAUUUUUAAUGGGAAUGACAACGUGGCUGUGAGGGAUAGACUCACAGUCUCUUCAGUGGCACGAACGGUAUAAAGCUGUAUAAAGCUCCUAGAUAACAUAUGAUUUUCCACAACUCAAAGAUGGCGAUAGCAUGAAUAAUGUCAGAGAUUAUUUAGCAGAGAUUUUAGCAGAGAUGGGCCACUUUUAUUAAAAUGAAUUGGAGAAAUUGGAACGUUCAACCAAGGAGCACUGAGCGCCCAACAGUCAACGGAUGAAGAAAGGAAGUCACUUCUGACACCAGCUUAGCUGGGAUAUGCAAAAGAAAAAAAAAAAAAAUUUCACUGUAUAUGUGCAAAUGUAUAAUGUGUGACAAAAAUAAAGGCUUCUAGGCUUCUUCUAGAUACAGA
Molecule: messenger RNA, 2101 nt
Organism: Myxocyprinus asiaticus (Chinese sucker)
Lineage: Eukaryota; Metazoa; Chordata; Actinopteri; Cypriniformes; Catostomidae
Product: ladderlectin-like
Exons: 7
Coding region: 174-665 (163 amino acids)
Molecular function (GO): signaling receptor activity
Source: RefSeq, a predicted model, not a curated record